This is a messenger RNA of Gadus macrocephalus (Pacific cod), 3733 nucleotides long. RefSeq names its product protein shisa-9-like. The record is from RefSeq and is a predicted model, not a curated record. Gene Ontology annotation, cellular component: dendritic spine membrane; postsynaptic density; postsynaptic membrane. The transcript is spliced from 2 exons. NCBI's taxonomy places the organism in Eukaryota, Metazoa, Chordata, Actinopteri, Gadiformes, Gadidae. Gene Ontology annotation, biological process: regulation of short-term neuronal synaptic plasticity; regulation of AMPA receptor activity. The coding region runs from base 3140 to 3733 and encodes 197 amino acids.
ACAGAAGAGCGAUCGAGCGGGCGUGCGUGCGUGCGUGUGUGUGUGUGUGUGUGUGUGUGUGUGUGUGUGUGUGUGUGUGUGUGUGUGUGUGUGUGUGUGUGUGUGUGUGUGUGUGUGUGUGUGUGUGUGUGUGUGUGUGUGUGUGUGUGUGUGCGAGAGAAAGAGAGAGAGACAGAAAGAGAGAGAAAAAAAAUAGGGGGAGGAGUGGGUCUGCGAUCAGGAGAGAGGGAGAGAGAGCCAGAGAGGGUGGAGUAUACGCGUGUGAUCGAGGGGCAGCAACAGAGCGGGAGAGAGAGAGAAAGAGAGAGAGAACACAGUAGAGCACAGCGCAGUAGACGGCAGACGCAGCGGCUUUCCACAGCGCUAGGACACAGACCCAGACGCGCACCGCCAAGCUGAACAGAGAAGAACACUAAAAACAAUCGGAAUACACGCCGCCGGAGGAGACCAACCGACAGCAGGACUCGCCAACUGAAAGGGAGAAUGGAAUAUUACAACCACCAGCUGCAACUACAACAACAACAACAACAAAGCUUGAGAUUUUCCCGUCUCUCCCCACUUGUGUUUGGAGCGGCAGAGCACCAAGCAGAGCCCCAGUGAAAACACAUACAUAUGAUAUAUAUAUAAAACUCCUAUACAUAUAUAUCAAAUUAUGCCUGUUUUCAGAGAAGCAGCUGAUGGACACGGACUGUGUUGAAAGCAAACUAAAAAGAGUCCAUUGAAUAACUAAUUUAAAGGAUCUGCUGUUUUGGAAAUUUUUAGUAAAGAAUUAAAGCAUUAAAAAUGCUUCUAAUUGUGCCUGCCAUAUGCUGUUUGGGAGAAAAAAGGGUUGAAAAUUAAUUUGCUGCAUUUGGAAACUGGCAUUUUCUUUUUCCGAGAUGUAUUGAGUACUUGAAACCACAAUAGCAGCAAUCUUCUACAUUUCCCAGGAGGCUUCUUCUGAAAACAGGAUAUAUAUAUAUAUAUAUAUAUUAAGAUAUAUAUAUAUUUACUUUCUCUGUGCUAAUUUGAUUGAUCUUUGGAGGAUUUGAGUCCUCCAUGCCUCACUGGCCGCCUGCCAGUUCCACGUCACUCCUGUGCGUAACAAGUCCACGUAAAGCUUUGUAGAGUCGGCUGGCCAGCUGUGGAAGAAAACAGUCAGGUGUGGGUGGCAGGUGGUAAAUAUACCAGAGGGAGUGACAGAGAGAGUGGAAGAGAGAGACCUGGUGAAAGCCCAAGAGGAGAGAGAGGGACAGUGUUGAGAAGAAAAAGAUCCAAAACAAACAAUGAAAGAGGGCAAAGAAUGGAUCAUGUGUCGGUAAACAGAGAAGUGAUGAGAAGAACUGCGUUGUAAAAAUCCCAAAAGAGGAAGGACCCGUUUUUGGUAGAAAAAAAGAAGGAAAGCAUUACUCCGGAACGAGUCCGAGUCGUCUGCAGAAAGUGGGACAGCGCCGUUGUUGUUCGUCUCGCUCACCGUGCUUGACGUUUUCCCACCUCCCCCCAACCUCUUUUCUCUCUCUCCCCAUUUCCCUCCCUCCCUUACCUUGUCAUUCCCCCUCCACUCACCAGCACUCCCUCCUCCAAAACCUUUCCCCUUCUCCAACCUCCCCCCUUCCCACAACUCCUACUUACCCCUCCUACCCCAGCUCCCUCCACCAGCACCACCACCCAGCCUUUUACUCCACCCCUGUCGCUGUGUAGACGGACACGCGGGGUCUCGCCGCAUUAGCCCAUCGGCGGUCUACUCCACUGGGCUCUCUCGCCACGUAACUCUGCCCCCCCCCCCCCCCCCUACCCCGCCCCACCCCUACCCCAUUGCUUCUCCCUCCUCUCUCCCCGUCUCCUUAACCUCCUCCCCUUAGCUCCAUUACGGAGAGGACGAGACCACUACAAAAGCCCCGCACUCGGGCUAAGGUGCAAGAGCUCAACAGGAGUCCAGGAGCCGUAGAGGGACCCCGAUAAUUGGACCUAAUUGGAGCCACAGUGAUAGCCACUGACUUGUUUUUUUCGGUGGAGCUUUUUACUUUCAGAGCUGGUCUUAGAGCGGGUCUGUUUAUUUGUGUGUGUGUGUGUGUGUGUGUGUGUGCGUGCGUGUGUGUGUGUGAUUGUUGUGUGCGUGUGUUGGUGCACGUGGGUGUGAGUGAGGGAGACCAACAGAGUGAAUGGUUACCUCAGGUUGAAUUCAUCAUCAAACUGGGGAGUCCAACUAUCAUUGAAACUUCAACCGCUUGCUGACACAGAGAGUGUAAUUAUAUCAUUCAGCUGUGUUUUGGAUUCACUAACCUUGUGAGGACAUCCUUUGUGGGUACACAACAGAAGAAGGACUCAUCUGUUUUUUUGUGUGGAGAGAGAGAGAGAGAGAGACAAGGUUGGGCUUUGAAAGGUUAGCCAACAAGAUGCCUGGCACAAAACAAGAAAAUACCCAAGAGCCUGAAAGCUGCAGCCUUAAAGAGGCCAGUUAAUCCAAAAGAAGUAAAAGAGGUUGAGACAAAGGGAUCACAAGACAAGAUCACCACCAGUGUUGCAUCGCUUUCUCAUCAUUUGUCCUGGACAUUAGAAUCAGGUGUGGACUGAUCCGGAACAAUAGAAGCCCCAGCAGCCAAUGGCUCCUUCCCAGCAAAUUUGACAGUUUGGUUGUUUAGGUUUUUGAUAGAAUCUUCCUUCAAGAACACUGACAUCCUGGACAUCUUUUUCGAGAUACACACAACAGCUUAUCGUUGGAGAUGCCUCCAGAAGGGUUGAUGCCUUGGUGAUAAGUCUUCUUAGACUGGACCCCGUCCAAGACUUCUCUGAGGAUUUGGGCGUUUUGACGAAGGCCCACCUCGGUCGCCUGCUGAUGUCACACAGAUUUGUGAAAAGGCACUGGCCGUGAGUCGAGGCCCAUGCAAGAGCUUCACUUUUUUCCCACCAAGGGGUUUUCAGUCUCUUUGGAAAUGUAUUCAAAUCUUUGAAAAAAAAAGAAUCUGGGUGCAUUUUAUGGCCUUGAAGAGGACAUCCAUUUUGUUUCACCCUUCUUCCCCCCGGCUGCCGUGAUCGUACCCAGGCCCUUCGGUUGGGUUAGGCCCAUGCCAGACCAGCUCCAACAGCACAUAAUCUACGCUACGUUCCACCUGCUGCAAGUGUGAACUGUUUUUGCUAGCAAGAUCGAAUCGAAUCAAAGAUGGCCGCCUCCUCGCCGCCGCACUCCUUCAUUCUCAGCGUCUCCAUGGUGAUCCUCUUGGGGCUAACGCUACAGGGCGGGUGGAACUCUCAGCCCUCGGGGCUGGUCUCCGCGCAGGCCCCCAGCCUGGGCGCCGACGGCAACCAGACAGCGGUGCCCUCGGCCGCCGGGGAAGCGGCGCUGGUCAAGCCCACGCCGACGCCCGAGUCGGAGGACGCCUCGGUGCCGUCCAUCGGCAGCCGCUGCUGGGGAUACUUCGACGUCAUGGGCCAGUGGGACCCGCCCUUCAACUGCAACGCCGGCAUCUACAUGUUCUGCUGCGGCUCCUGCUUCUACCGCUUCUGCUGCCAGUUCCGGAUACACAGCCUGGACCAGACGUCCUGCUCCAACUACGACACGCCCGUCUGGGCCAACACGGGCAAGCCGGCGGCGCCCGUCACGGAGGUCCAGGAGGAGCCCGACCGGGACCGGACCCACAUGAUCGUGUACAUCAUCUGCGGUGUGGUGGCCAUCAUGGUGCUGGUGGGCAUCUUCACCAAGCUGGGCCUGGAGAAGAGCCAGGGCGGGCAGACCGACAUGACCAACUCCAGGUGA